Molecule: messenger RNA, 1632 nt
Organism: Aspergillus japonicus CBS 114.51
Lineage: Eukaryota; Fungi; Ascomycota; Eurotiomycetes; Eurotiales; Aspergillaceae
Exons: 2
Coding region: 493-1440 (315 amino acids)
Source: RefSeq, a predicted model, not a curated record
CUUAUUUCUAUAUAUUCCGCUCUCUGGAUCAGCCAACCCGCACCUGUGGCAUUCUCACCAGCUUGAUGUACUUUCAUAACAAAUUUUGCCAGUUCAAACUCCCUCCAAAGCUAUCGAGAAUACCACCCAGAUGGACAGUUUCUUGGUUUAGCCGGAAGGUAUCCCGGCUCAGCCCAACGACAGGGGUGUCUUCUUAGUGAGCACUAGCCUUUCCCUAUCUUACAGCUUCCCCCAAUGGUAGAAAGGUAAUACAGGCGAGCUAUAGACAUCCUUUUCGAUGGCUAGAUUGAGCAUAGCCUAGCAUGGCUGCGGGUGUAUAAAGUGUGGAAACCGGUUAUCCGACCACAACAGACGAGCUGCUAGCUCUGCGCAACGGCUGAGGCGGAGUACCCUCCCAUAUUACGCCAGGGGGAAGCCCGCGUCUUUAAAAGACCCUAAGUCGCUGCUGGUCGCUGCGACUAGUUAUCUGGCACUCGAUAACUCCCACCCAAGAUGGCUCACCCGGGGCGUGUAUGGAGCAGCCUGCUACUCUCAUUGCUGCUCUUCACUUCGCAACAGUCUCUCGUCUACGCCGAUGGAUUCACCUUCCCAACCGAUGAUGUAUAUCAAUUCAUUGUCGGAGACCUGGUCAAUGUCACCUGGGAUUGGGUGUCACCACGCAUCUCGCUCUAUGAAGUCUGCUCCACGGCCGUCCUUCUAGAAUCCAAUGUCUCCGACACACAAAGCUACGUCUGGAACGCCACCCGUGACAACUACAAGGAGUCAGGCUGUGUAUUCGAGCUUGUCCCCCUCACGGCCGACGGCUCUCUCAACCCUCCCAACCUAACCAGCGUCAUCAUCGGCGUCAGCAAGCGAUACGCCGAUGACCCAGCACCGACAUCCUACAACUUCGGAGGCACAUCCUCCUCGACCGCGACCUCCUCCGCCACUGCUUUUCUAUCAACGACAACAGCAUCCUCAUUCACUACAACCGCAACUGCCAACCCAUACACCGCAACCGCAGAACCAGCAUCGGCGACAACAUCGUCCUCCACUGCCAACGAAACACCCACAUCCAUCGCAAAGGCAGGUCUCACCACCGCCCAGAAAGUGGGGAUCGGGCUCGGAGUGCCGCUGGGGGUCCUAGCACUAUCACUGGCCGGGGCAUUGAUCUUCAUGUACCGCCGUCGGCAGCGACGAAGACGCGAGGGUGAAUCGUCUGCACAGUUACCAUUACCGCCAUCGCAGCAGCAGAGCUCACAGCAUCUGUACUAUGCGGUUCCGCCAAUGGCCGAACAGCCGAAAUCCCCGUUUGAUGGGUCACGGAUGUCGCGGGUGUCCGGAGCAGAGACGCUGAUUGCGGAGCUCCCGGCGGCGGAGGUCGAAGCCCCGUCGGAGAGGGGGGAUAGUCUGCGGCCGGUUAGUGAGCUCAUGGGUACACCGAGGAAUGAGUUAACUUGACGGCGAGGGAUGUUGGCUGAGGUGCAAGGUGGGGCUUAUUGAUUAUGAUUUGAAGUUUGAUGAUGGAUCGUGAGCUGGACCUUGGAUUACGGAUAUAUAAUGUCUGCAUAACAUGAUGAAAAUAAUUUGGAUGUAUUGGGGGUUCAGUCUCCGUUGUAUAUACUGGUGGCACACCAUGUGACUGGAACAAUU